GCGGACAGCGAGCAGCAGCACACUUACACACACUUUAAAUUACAGAGCAGACGGAGAAAACACACCUGACGCCCAGAAUCGCUUAUUGGAGGAAACAGAAGAUGUGGAUAUUUUUACUGCUUGCAGCUGCGGCUGCGGUGGCGUCGGCUCAGAACGACUGUUCCCGCGGGGCUUGUUACCCGCCGAGCGGCGACCUGCUGCUGGGCCGCGGUGACCAGCUCCACGCAACCUCCACCUGCGGCAUCCACGGCACCGAGGUCUUCUGCACCCCCUACCAGCAGAGGAGGAUGAAGUGCUGUCCAUGUGACUCCAGGAACCCGAGGAGCCAGCUGGCCCACACCGUGCAGGACGUCCUGAGCACCGCUGGACCCAACAGAUGGUGGCAGUCCAAGAAAGGUGAGAGUCCUGUCGCCCUGCAGCUGGACCUCGGCCGCCUGUUCCAGCUCGACAACCUGGUGCUCAGCUUCAAGGGCCCUCGUCCCAACGCUCUGGUCGUAGAGAGGACACUCGAUAACGGCGAGACCUGGCAACCCGCCCUCUACAUGGCAACAGACUGCCGAUCAGCGUUCCCUGGAGUUCCCACCGCGGUGCCGCGCAGCGUGGACGAGACGUACUGCCACCCGCUGCCGCCGACCCACACCGAACCCUACAGGGAGCAGAUCGUCCAUUUCAGUCCUCUGCGUCAGUACGCCUACGUCCCGCUUCCCACCGGCCAGAAGAUCAAAGACGUGUCGGGGCUGAACGGCCUGAGGGUGAGGCUGACUGACCUGGGCGACGUGCCGACCCUGCCGGGCAGAUCCCUCAGCAGGUUUUACGCCCUGAAGGAAAUGCGGGUGAUGGGCAGCUGCAUGUGCCACGGACACGCCAACCGCUGCCUGCAAGAAACCUCCAGCAGCCCCGAGGCCAACGGCGUGCAGGUGGGUGGUCAGUGCGAUUGCCAGCACAACACAGCCGGCGUGAACUGCGAGCGCUGCGCUGACCUGUACAACGACCUGCCCUGGAGACUGGCUGAGGAGGGAAACACACACACCUGCAAACGCUGCGAGUGUAACAACCACGCCCAGCGCUGUCGUUUCGACCAGGCCGUGUAUGAGGCCAGCGGGCGGACGAGCGGCGGCGUGUGUGAGGACUGCCUGCACCACACCACCGGCCCCAGGUGUGACCAGUGUGCCCCGGGCUACCAGCCCAACCCCCGCAGCCGCAUGGACCGGCCCGACGCCUGCAUACGUUGUCUGUGCAGUGCAGAGGGGACGGUAAAUGGCGGCCAGUGUGAUGACAUCACCGGCUCGUGUCAGUGCAAAGCCAACGUGGAGGGACCGCGCUGCGACCGCUGCAAGAGUGGCUUCUACGGCCUGAGCGCCUCCAACCCGCUGGGCUGCAGCAAGUGCGCCUGCUCUCCGGACGGCUCCAGCUCCAGCGUGUGCGACCCCGUGACGGGACAGUGCCCCUGCCUCCCCCGCGUCCAUGGCCUCACCUGCGACCAGUGCGCCCAGGGCUACUGGAAGCCCCUCUGGGCAAAGGGCUGUGAACUGUGCAACUGCGACCCGACCAGGUCACAAGGCGACACCUGCGACCAGUGGACUGGCCAGUGUCAGUGCAGGUCAGGUUUUGGAGGCCGGACCUGCGCCGACUGCCCAGACAACAUGUAUGGAGACCCUCUGGUCAGCUGUAAACCAUGUCAGUGUGAUGCUGAAGGGACUCUUCCAGAAGGCUGCGAUAAGGGAACAGGAGAGUGUCUGUGUCGAGAUGGGGUCACCGGCCCUCGCUGCGACUCCUGCAUCCGCGGACAUUGCGACUCCUUCCCCACUUGCGACACCUGUCCAUCCUGUUUCUUCACCCUGGACGACCAGCGGCGAAACCUCAGCCUGGCUCUGGAGAGACUCGCCCCCAGCCGCCCUCCUCCUCGUCCCGGGACUGUGCCAGUUGACCCUGGAAACUUUGGCCGUCAGAUCCGUGAUUUGGAGGCCAGGCUGAAGCAGAUCCGGGACACCGUCUCCCUUCCACCCAACUCCGCCACACGAAUCAACAAAGCUCUCUCCGAGCUGAGGAGACUGAGGGACCAGAAGAACCAGGUGGAUGGUGACCUUUCACCCCUGGAGAGGGAUCCUAGUCUGGCCUCACAGCUGGAUGAGCUCCAGAGGCUGUUGAAAGACCUUGGCGGGGUGUACAACGCCAAGAAAGAUGUUCUGACAAACACCGCCACCUCCAACGACGCAGGAGCCUUCUCUGCCAUCCAGAAUGCCUACAACGAGUCUAGAGACGCAACCAAGAGUGUGGAGAACAGUGGAAAGACAGUUGACCAGUCGGCGGCUGCCAGAAAAGAUGCUAAGGACCUCGAGAACCAGGUCCAGCCAGCCAACACCAGAGAUCUGAAGAAACUGGACCAAAAUUUGGCCUCCAGACCUAAUCUCACCCCCACUGCCAAACAGGUGUGUGGUAGCACUCGCAAAGCCCCCUGCACACCUCUCCAGUGUGAAGGCGAUGAUUUGUGUCCACCAGAGGGAGCGGCACAAUGUAAGCCCGGGGAGAAUUGUGUGGGCGCCCUGCCUCUGGGUAACAAGGCAAUAGACGACGCCAAAGGAGUGAAGGACAGACUGGACAAGCUGAGUAAGAAGAUCACAGAGACUGCUGAGCAGCUUCAGGAAACACAAGAGACAACCAAUCAGGUGAGGAUGAGCACAGGCAAGCUGUCCGAGCAGGCGCAGAAGGUCAAAGACAACCUGGAAGCAGAGUUGAAUGAAACACGUGACGUCGUCAAACAGCUCAAAGACUUCUUGACAGAUCCGACGUCCAGCCUCACCCAAAUCAAAGAGGUGAGCGACUGGGUCCUGAAGGCCAAACUCCCUCUGAGCCUGGCGACCCUGAGGAAGAAGCUGAAAGAGCUGAAGGACUUGACGGCGGCUCUGCCAGACAGCACCGCCGUGCUGGAAGACGCUCAGCCACAGCUGGACGCUGCCAAGAAACUGCUGCAGGAAGCCCAGGAUGUCAGGGACAAAGCAGUCGGCGUGAACGCGGAUGUGAACGGGCUGCUGGAGGGCAUGGACGCGGUGAAGGGCACCAUUAAAGACCUGGAGGACAAACUGAACAACAGCACAGACAUCAUAGAGACGCUUGAUGACAAGCUGGCUAAGGCCAAAGCCCAGCUGAAGCCGGCAGAGAAAACCAUGAACGACUUGACAGCACUGAAGGACCAGAUUAGGCCGCAGCUGGAAAAGCUCAAAGACCUGCUGCAGGACCGAGACCAGCUGGCCGACAACGCAACGGACACCGCUGAUAAAGCUGAGGAUGAAGCUCUGGCAGGCGCAGACGACCUGGAGAAACUCAAGUCGCUGCUGGACCGCCUUAAGACCGCCCAGGCCAACAGUGGGCGGGGCGAUGGGGCGGGGUCGACGGGUGACCGGCUGCUGAAGCUGAAGGACGACGCCAACAAUCUGCUCAAAUACACCGGAGACACAAUGCAGGACAUGACAGAUAAAGCAGAUUCCCUGAAGAAGCUGCAGGAUGAAGUCCUUAAGAAGUCGCAGCAGCUCGAUGGGCUCGAUGCCAGACUCAGAGGACUCCUGCGUGAUAUUCGUAUGAAAGCCCAGGUCCUCGCCACCUGCCAGGGCUGAGACGGCCAGGAGCCUCCAGAGCGGCACCUGCAGCUGCUGCCACUAGAUGGCGAACCGUAACCACCUUCCAUAGCAUUUCAACAUGACCAUGCCCUUCACUUAUGAUGAUAUUAAAGGACAAAUCCCCCUAAAACGCUGUUUCACACAGCUUUUUGUGAUGCGCUUUGCAAUUCCAUGCCCAGAUUUUGUGAAUUUUUGGAUUUUGGUUUUAUUUUAAUAGCAGAAAAUGUUUCAGCGAUCUAAAACAUAUCAAACAUGAGGUUUUCUGCACCGACGUUCAGCAGUCACACAGGAGCAGCGUACAGACCAUGAUGCACUGCAACCGGCCGCAAGACAGGUUGUGUUUUGUGCAGAAUAUGCUCAUCACUCAGAAUAUAACAAAUGCUGAAAGGCAUUGUGGGAAGUGUAGGAAUUCAGUAGAAGUAAAUGAGGCGGGUUCAGGGAAACGACACCAGCCAAAAUAACUCCUGGAAUGCAUCGAACAUCACAGAUCACUGAGAAAUAAACAGCACGAGAAACUACGAGGGUGGAUUUGUCCUUUGAUUCCGCUGUGUUUCUUUCAAAGUCAGAAGUCAGAAAUUCCCAGCUGGCAAUUUUUUAAUUAAAAAAAAAAAAAAAAAAAUCUCUGUGUGCUUCUGUCAUCCAACUCAGAGAAAAAAAACACAUCAAUGAAACAUUUUCCUCAGUGCAGCUUCACAUUCAGAUUGACCCAUUUAUCACACAGCUAUGUCCACAGAUUUCAUGUGAUGCUGCAAAUCAAACCAAAUCUAGUGGAUUUUUUU
Myripristis murdjan (pinecone soldierfish) is the source of this 4393-nucleotide messenger RNA. It is a transcript of the gene lamb3, whose product is annotated as laminin subunit beta 3. Gene Ontology annotation, biological process: substrate adhesion-dependent cell spreading; axon guidance; animal organ morphogenesis. Lineage: Eukaryota; Metazoa; Chordata; Actinopteri; Holocentriformes; Holocentridae. Gene Ontology annotation, cellular component: laminin trimer. The transcript is spliced from 23 exons. The record is from RefSeq and is a predicted model, not a curated record. Bases 102 to 3611 code for a protein of 1169 amino acids.